This is a messenger RNA of Vigna umbellata (rice bean), 516 nucleotides long. Its product is annotated as thioredoxin H2-like. NCBI's taxonomy places the organism in Eukaryota, Viridiplantae, Streptophyta, Magnoliopsida, Fabales, Fabaceae. The record is from RefSeq and is a predicted model, not a curated record. Gene Ontology annotation, molecular function: protein-disulfide reductase activity.
UCACUAAACUCCAACUAAUUUUGUUUUUUCAUUCCACAAAGCUGAAUUAGCAUCAUGGGAGCCAACUUUUCGACUUUUGAGUUUGUGGAAAAAUCAUCAGACUCAUCAUCGUUGAUCCUCACCUUCCAUUCCACUGCUAAAUGGAACGCACACUUUCAUGCCUCCAAAGAAACUAACAAGCUCUUGGUCAUCGACUUCACUGCUACGUGGUGUGGACCUUGCAAAACCAUGGACCCAGUAAUAAAAGAAUUUGCUGCAAAAUACACAGACGUGGAGUUCAUCAAGAUUGAUGUGGAUGAGUUGAUGGAGGUCGCACAGGCUUUCCAGGUGCAAACAAUGCCAACAUUUAUACUGAUAAAGAAAGGGAAAGUAGUGGAAAAGGUUGUGGGAGCCAAAAAGGAGGAGUUGCAGAAGCUCAUUCAGAAACGCAGGAAUUGAUUAGUGCAUGCUUGCAUCUAUCUCGUACUGCAGUAAUAAAGUACUUUGGGAUGACUUUGGAUUAUAUAUAUAUAUAUA